GCCAGGGCGGGCGGCGGCGCGGCGGGAGCGCCGCGGGGAGGGCUGCGCCGGUGGCUCUUCUCACCGCCCCCGGGGCGCCCCGCGUCUCCCCUCCGGGACCCAAGCCGUCGGCCGUAGCGGGCGGCCGGAUCCGCGUCCCGCCUCGGCGCCGAGAGGACAUGCGGGAGAGAGAAUGAGCCAGAGGGACACGCUGGUGCAUCUGUUUGCUGGGGGAUGUGGUGGUACAGUGGGAGCUAUUCUGACAUGUCCGCUGGAAGUUGUGAAAACAAGGCUGCAGUCAUCUUCUGUGACACUGUACAUCUCUGAAGUUCAGCUGAACACCAUGGCCGGAGCCAGUGUCAACCGAAUAGUGUCACCUGGACCUCUCCAUUGCCUAAAGGUGAUCUUGGAAAAAGAAGGGCCUCGUUCCCUAUUUAGAGGAUUAGGCCCCAAUUUAGUGGGGGUAGCCCCUUCCAGAGCAAUAUACUUUGCUGCUUAUUCAAACUGCAAGGAAAAGUUGAAUGGUGUAUUUGAUCCUGAUUCUACCCAGGUACACAUGAUUUCAGCUGCAAUGGCAGGUUUUACUGCGAUCACAGCAACUAACCCCAUCUGGCUUAUAAAGACUCGGUUACAACUUGAUGCAAGGAGCCGUGGGGAAAAGCGAUUGGGUGCUUUUGAAUGUGUUCGCAAAGUUUAUCAGACAGAUGGACUUAGAGGAUUUUACAGGGGCAUGUCUGCUUCCUAUGCUGGCAUAUCAGAGACUGUUAUCCACUUUGUUAUUUAUGAAAGUAUAAAGCAAAAACUGCUGGAAUGUAAGACUGCCUCUAUGAUGGAAAACGAUGAAGAGUCUGUGAAGGAAGCAUCAGAUUUUGUGGGAAUGAUGCUAGCUGCAGCCACCUCAAAGACUUGUGCCACAACUAUCGCAUACCCUCACGAAGUUGUAAGAACAAGACUACGUGAAGAGGGAACAAAAUAUAGAUCAUUUUUUCAGACACUGUCUUUGGUUGUUCAAGAAGAAGGUUAUGGGUCUCUUUACCGUGGCCUAACAACUCAUCUGGUGAGACAGAUUCCAAACACAGCCAUUAUGAUGGCCACCUAUGAAUUGGUGGUGUACCUACUCAAUGGAUAGCGAUGCGGGGCUGCUCCAGAGAGGGGAGACCAAAAGAUUGCAGUGGACCAUGGAGUAUCCAAGCCAGCGUGGUGGACGGAAGAAAAGUAGUUUGGGAACAUGUAACUAUGCCUAAGUGGAAGUUUGGUUGUAGGAAUUUAAGUAACCAUACCGCAUUACUUGAUCUUUCAGUAAUGAGGGGAAGAAAAACCUUGGCUGCCUCCAAGGAAAUGCCUUUCAAAGCACUCCUUACGCAAAAUUGCCAUUUUCUCUACCAUGUCCACCAGAUGCAGUUGUGUUUCGUUGAUUUAUGGCAGUCAGAGUAUAGUGUUGUUUAUUCCAUGAGCACACACUUCUCCAGUAUUCUAAACACGUACUGUAACUAUCCAAAGAUAGUAUUGGCAGUCAUAAAUUCCCGAUUUCUGGCUAUUAAUUCCUGUAAAAGUGGUAAGCAACAACAUUAGGGAGAGCCUCGGUAUUACUGUCACAUUUUCCCAAGAAGACCUGGCUCAAUAUUUUAUGUUCAGCUAUUUGGCUUUGUAGUCAUUGUUUUUACAGCCAACGAGAUAGCCUCUAAAUAUCUUACAUAUUUUUAACAUUAAAAUUUUGAUUUCCACAGCUAACAAGUGCUUGAUCUUUUGCAUAAUGUGGAUUUUAAAUUGUUUGCCAGUGUAUCCAACUCCCAUGGUAAUGGUUUGGGAAGAUGAACUAAACUAGUAAAAUGUUGAUUCUUGGCCAUUCUGGUGACUUGAACAUGUCCUCACACCUUCCCGAGUUAUACGGUACAUGAAUGAAUGCAGUCGUCUUUUCAGUGACUUACUGGAUAUAAACUUGACUGUCCACCUAUUUGUCACGCCUAAGUAUCAUUACAAGUGGAAAACACCCCACUUCUCAAUUUUUCUGUACUUGCUUUCACUUUAAGAAUUUGAGCCCUUGAGUUGUUUUCAAGCCCAUAUAGAUUAUAUUUAAUUAUUUUGUAGAGAAACUGGUAAUUUUCUGUUUGGCCCUUGCAAGAUUUUAUUUUAAAAAUAACAUACUAAUACUGAUAUGUGGGACAGUAACAAGUAUUAAAGAUGAGGGGCCCUGUGCAUCUGAUUCAGUGGGUAAUGCUCAUAAUUGACUUAGAGUUUGGCAAAAGAACAAACUGCUUUUGACAAGAAAUUUAUUCUGUGCUGAUUUUCUGAAUGGUAAACCAUAGCAUUCAAGUUAGUUUGGAUUAAAUGUAUUAACAGGAUUUAACUUUUAAAUUUUGCUAUUGAGACAACUGUACCUUUUACUACUUUAAAUGUAUUCUAUAUAUGGCCCUUAUGAAGCUAUUUGUUGUAAUUCUGUAAGAGACUUUGCCUAUGGCUGUUGCUAUACUGGUAUAUAAAACGUCUACAAUUAAACUCCAGUGUGGUGUUCAUUUCAGUAGACCUUAACUGUGCAUUUUGUGCAAUGGCUUUAUCUUCAGAAUGACUCCUUGUGAACGCACUUUGUGGCCUUGUUUUGAGGUAUGAGAAUAGAGAAUUUCAUGGUAAAAUUAUAUUUUUUAAAAUAUUGGCCAUGUAUUGGGCAGAAACAGUGUUGAUAACUUUUUUGGGGUUUUAGGUAUAUUGCUUUGGAGACCUUUAAUAUAAAUGUUUUAAGUAUUCUGUGUACCGUGUAGUGCCCCCAACAUGAUUGCCAGCUUACGUUGCUGACACCAGUGAAGUGUAGUGCCCGCUUACAUUCUUCAACCUGACCUCUUGUAGUCAACAAUAACUGGAUGUUUCUGAGGUGCUCAAUUGGAAUUACGGAUAUUCCAGCCCAUGUGGAGACCAAAGGCAAAUUGAGUUUCCUUACUUUUUAUGGUAAAUUUCAGCUUUGACAUUUAUUGUGAGGAACAUACAAAAAAAAAAAAAAAAAGAAAAAAAAGCAGGGGAUUCUAACUUAAAAGUGGAGAAGUCUCAACCUAUGGUGUUUACCUUUUCGGGUGCCACUAAUACUGCCUGAUAAUCCAGUGCCAUUUGCCUCUGAAGACCCAUCAACUUCAGUUAUGUUGAAUGUAGGGCAGAGACCUCCCUCAUCUCGCUGAUCUCAGUACCCACAAAUGAUGAAGAAUGAUACGAAAACCAGCAGCUAAGGAACACCUUACAGAGCUGUAGCAAAUUCCUAACAAGUGUCCUUCCAGGAUGACCGUGAACGCUCUCUCCGCUUGUAUUUAGCAAGUCCAAUUUGGCCUUCAGUGCAUCGUAUUCAUCUUCUAAAGCUCUUCUGUGUGCACUAGAAGGAACAGAGCCUCAGUGCUUAUUUGUGCAGCAGCUAGAAAAGCACCGCUUGCUGUAGGUUAGUUUUUGUGUGACAGGGAUAAUUCAAACAAGUUGUAUUUAAAGUUUGCCUCUGAAAUCUUUCUUCCAAAAAUUUUUAGUGAAUAAUUAAAAUUGAGUAUAUAUAUAUUUUAAUUUAAAAAGAGAAUGCAUACUCAAAGCGUUGGACUUUUUGGGUAGUGUAGACUAUGUUUUGUUUUUAACUUUACUUCUGGUGUAAGGUGGUCAAUACUCUUCAGAUUGGAAUGUGCUUUUACUAUAGCAUCUUCUCUGAAAAUGGAACUGAACAUACUCAAGUUAAAGCAGUAGAUCCUGGAAAGAACGUCCUCCCACAGAGCGGCCACAGAAAGAACUAUGGCUGCCUCUGCUACCUAUGACUCAGAGAAUGGAUUUUGUAAAUUUCAGAAUCCAAAUGGGGGACUUGCCCCAUGAUUGCAGGCUACCAUACAGUGCUUUUAAUUGGGGGGGGGGGGGGGGGGCCUGUACCACCAAAACUGGCUCUUGAUUCUCAUUGUGUAAUUUUAAUAGAACCAACCCUACUGGAUGGGCCUCAUGCCCAUAAAUAAAUCACAAAGCAUAUGGAUUUGAAUUUGAAGGCGUUUCAAGUGCUAGAAGUCAAUCCAUUCCCUGCCCUUCCAGAAUCACUCCUGCCUGUCUGUUUACAUGCUCUUGUGCCCGCUCUCUGGGUACUGUAGGGACUCUCUUUGGACUGCUGCAUAUAGUUCAGCCUUUUCUCCUCUGAUAUUGAUCAUGACUUUAACAUUCCUAACAGUGUAGUUGUUUGGGAUGAUUUAAAUUUGGAGGGCGUGUCGGUGUAAAGUCCAGUGCUUUCUGUCUACUCAGUAGCACUUCUCCAUCCUGCCCUCACAUUUGCCAUGUAUCUGUACACUGACUUUAUGCUAGUCCUUUCUGAAGUGAAAAACUGUAACUUCACUCAGUUUUUGUGUUAAUAAGCUUUUUGAAUGUGUACCCCAGUGUAUGUGAACAAGUAGAUUGUGACCUGUAAGUCGUAGCUAAUUAGUCAACUUAAAAUGAGUUGGUAACUUUUAACCAUUCAUGUGAGGUUUGCUAUUCUUGAUUUAUUUACAUUGCUAUAAAUUAUGUGCAUUUAUUCUGUAUUUAUGUUAACCAGCCAACUUUUACUUGAAUUGUUAAGAUUCAAAAAAUU
Messenger RNA from Lepus europaeus (European hare), 4543 nucleotides. It is a transcript of the gene SLC25A36, whose product is annotated as solute carrier family 25 member 36. The record is from RefSeq and is a predicted model, not a curated record. The transcript has 7 exons. Gene Ontology annotation, biological process: pyrimidine nucleotide import into mitochondrion. Gene Ontology annotation, cellular component: mitochondrion. The coding region runs from base 173 to 1108 and encodes 311 amino acids. NCBI's taxonomy places the organism in Eukaryota, Metazoa, Chordata, Mammalia, Lagomorpha, Leporidae. Gene Ontology annotation, molecular function: pyrimidine nucleotide transmembrane transporter activity.